Colletotrichum truncatum is the source of this 696-nucleotide messenger RNA. RefSeq names its product acetylxylan esterase 2. NCBI's taxonomy places the organism in Eukaryota, Fungi, Ascomycota, Sordariomycetes, Glomerellales, Glomerellaceae. Gene Ontology annotation, molecular function: hydrolase activity. The record is from RefSeq and is a predicted model, not a curated record.
AUGCGUCCCACAACCGCCUCCCUCCUUAGUCUCCUCCCUGCCGUCGCCUCUCAAACCCUGUGCCCCCUCACGCCCUGCAGCGCGGUCCACGUCCUCCUCAUCCGCGGCACCAACGAGCCGUACCCAGGCCUGCAGCAGCCCAUCGCCGAGGCCAUCUGCAAGGACUGGGACUGCACGUGGGCCAACGUCGAGUACCAGGCCGUGUUCCACGACUACUGCGACUCCGUGGAGGGCGGCGUCGCCAACACGCUGAAAGCCGUGACCGACUACGCCACCCGUUGCCCGGACUCCAAGAUCGUGCUCUCCGGUUUCUCGCAGGGCGGACAAGUCGUCGGUGAUUUGCUCGGCGGCGGCGGCGGAGAGUUUAAGAGCCAGAAAUGUGUGCAGGAGACGAACGACGGAAUCGCUCCGGAGACCUUCCCCGGUGAUCACAUUGCUGCGGCUCUCAUCUGGGGCUCGCCGAGACACGUUGCGAACCAGACUUACAACCUGCUCGUUGGCGCCCGCAUGCAGUCGGGCUUCCCGAGGGAGGGCAGUCAGCUCGAGUCGCUGAACCGGUGGUCGGCCAUACUGCGUGAUUACUGCAAUAAUGAUGAUCCCGCUUGUUCCCAGGGUACCAGCUGGGAGGCGCACGAGAAUUACGGACAGAAGUAUGCCGAGGAUGCGGCUCAGUUUGUUAGGUUUAAGGCUUGCUAG